GACCAGAAGCCAGAAAACAGUAAGACUAAUAGCAGCUUUGAGUGGACAAAAGAUACUGUUCAAGACUGGACGUGGGCUCAGGAAUUAGGUUUAGUCGAAUAUAUGACAGCAAGGCUUGGAGGACUUGAUCACAUAUACACACCGCAGGGCCAGCGCAGUCUUUCUGGAGUAUUAGGCAGUUUACAGGCACUGUGA
Messenger RNA from Acaulospora colombiana, 195 nucleotides. NCBI's taxonomy places the organism in Eukaryota, Fungi, Glomeromycota, Glomeromycetes, Diversisporales, Acaulosporaceae. The record is from the annotation of a GenBank genome assembly.